AUGCAAGCAGCGAGAGUACCAGGGUCCGAUCUCGGUUACCUGAUUCACGUGCCGCCACUCCCGACGCCAAGCGGGCAGCAAAGUGGGUUGCCGCUUGUCAUCUUCUUUCACGGUGGAGGGUCCAGCGCAGAUGACAUCAAAGACAAUCCUUGGCUCUUAGCUGAAGACCGCACCUCUCCUCCUGGGUUGAUUCAGGCUGCAUCGGCAAGAACAUCAACCACGGCAACAUUCGGUAGCGGCACUAGGAGGAAAGAGCAGACAUCAUCGUGGUUUUUAGCUGCGGAGGCGGUCGUUGUUUCACCUCAAUGUCGGCAUGGACACCAAGAAGACGAUAUCGGCUGGUGGGGUUUCUCUUACCCGGACGCAAUCGCAAACACAUUCGGGCUCUUAGACCACGUACUCAAAAGCCAUCAAGUAAUUGACCCUCACCGCGUAUUCUUAACGGGGCUGAGUAUGGGAGGUUCUGCAGUAUGGGACACGGCGGCAGCAGCCUUAUCAGGCUUUCAAGUCUUUGCAGACGACAGCGAGGAAUCAAAUUGCAGGAGCGGAAGGCAACGGGGUCAAGCGCAAGCGGAUUCGGAUGGUGAAGACGCAAAAUGUGAUACUACGAAGAUGAUGAGUUCGGCGGCAGACGAAAUACUUGGCAAAAACGUAACACAUCAUCCCUAUGCUAGUGGGAACACGUCAUCGUUUGUCUUUGCAGGUCUAAUUCCCAUUUGUGGAAAGCCGGGCCGAGGACAGAAGACUGAUAGUGCGAAGAAUAGGGACGCGCAAAGAAAAGCAGAAAUAUUGAUUCGUGGAACUAGUGCCGGCGGACCGAUACCACAGUGGUUUUUUGUAGCAGAAGAAGACGACUUCGACGCUGACAAGUACAACGACGCUUGGCUACAAAUAGUACAAGAUAAAAUCAAGGGCAACGGCAAUGCUGCCAGUUCAAGUUGUUCAUCAACCACGUUACAAUCCAGAUCUACCAAUAAAGCAAGUGAGAAAGAUGAUAUCAAGACAAUGAAGCCGUAUUCGACCACUAGACGUGAUGCAACAUCUCCACAAAUAGACGACGCUACCCCAGAAACACGUGGUGUUCCGCAAGAUGUCUUGGAGACAACCUGGUACAAUUCCAACAGGGCAACAGCUGAUGGAAAAGCUCUCCCACUUAUCCGGUACACGAGGUACCAUCGAAAACAUGGAUACAGGCAUGGCAGCUGGGUUCCAGCAUAUCAAGACACACGUCUACUAGAUUUCAUACUUGGCCAUCGAGCGCCACCAGGUUCAAACGCAAAUUGGACAACGGCAUUGAUGUACGAAAACGCAACGAAAAGACCAACAAAAAAAGUAUCGUUUCUGUUGCGAUGA
Molecule: messenger RNA, 1353 nt
Organism: Amoebophrya sp. A25
Lineage: Eukaryota; Dinophyceae; Syndiniales; Amoebophryaceae
Source: the annotation of a GenBank genome assembly